UUUAAUGGAGAGGUUUUCAGGGUCAAGUGGGCAUAGCACUGGACUGGCCGGAGCUCCGAAAACGUCAUGGCCUGAAUUGGUAGGUCUGACAGCAGGAGAAGCAGAGAAAAAGGUCAAGGAAGAUUUUCCAAAGGCUGAGAUUCAGGUUGUUCCACCAAACCAUUUUGUUACUAUGGAUUACAGAACAAGUCGAGUCCGAAUACAUGUUGAUUCCUCGGGAAAAGUUGAGAGGCCACCGAGAACUGACUAG
Ilex paraguariensis (yerba mate) is the source of this 250-nucleotide messenger RNA. The record is from the annotation of a GenBank genome assembly. NCBI's taxonomy places the organism in Eukaryota, Viridiplantae, Streptophyta, Magnoliopsida, Aquifoliales, Aquifoliaceae.